AUGUUUCCACAUUCAUCGCCGUCGACGACCAAGUGGAAAGCAUCACAGUUAUUCACCAUACCCGGGCGGAUAGGAGUUGGAGUUGUGAUACUGUUUGCGGGGGUAGUGGGAUUUACGGUUGUGCGUGUCGGAUCAACGCCGGUGGAAGCCGCUAGAGGAGAAGCCGCCGGAGUGGACGUUGCUGCAUUAGCCGCCGCUAUACUGGAGGCCGCUGCACUAGACGCUGCUGCACUAGAUGCUGAUAUACUAGAGGCCGCUGCACUCGACGCUGCUGCACUGGACGCUGCUAUGCUAGAGGCCGCUGCACUGGAUGCUGCUGCACUCGCUGCUGCUAUACUGGAAAACGCUGCACUAGAAGCUGCUGCACUUGAUGCCGCUAUACUAGAUGCUGCUUCAGCGGACGCUGCUGCGCUAGAUGCUGCCGCACUUGAUGCCGCUAUACUAGAUGCCGCUGCACUGGACGCUUCCGCACUAGACGCUGCUAUGCUGGACGCUGCCGCACUAGACGCCGCCGCACUGGACGCGGUUAUGCUGGACGCCGCUGAGCUGGACGCUUCUGCACUGGAUGCCGCUAUACUGGAUGCCGCCGCACUGGACGCUGCAGCACUGGAGGCCGCUAUGCUAGAUGCCGCCGCACUGGAUGCUGCAGCACUGGAAGCCGCUAUGCUAGAGGCCGCCGCACUGGAUGCCGCUGCACUGGAUGCCGCUUCAUCGGAUGCUGCCGCACUGGAUGCUGAUGCACUGGAUGCCGCUAUACUAGAAGCCGCCGCACUAGAUGCCGCUGCACCAGAAGCCGCUAUACUAGAUGCCGCUGCACUAGAGGCUGCUGCACUAGAGGCGGCUGAACUAGAGGCUGCUAUACUAGAGGCUGCUGAACUUGACGCUGCCGCGCUAGAAGCCGAGAUACUAGAGGCUGCCGCGCUGGAUGCUGCUGCACUGGAUGCCGCUGCACUGGACGCUGCCGCACUGGACGCUGCCGCGCUGGACGCUGCCGCACUGGACGCUGCCGCACUGGAUGCCGCUGCACUGGACGCCGCUGCACUAGAGUCUGCUCCGCCAUAA
Penicillium crustosum is the source of this 1062-nucleotide messenger RNA. RefSeq lists its product as uncharacterized. The transcript has a single exon. NCBI's taxonomy places the organism in Eukaryota, Fungi, Ascomycota, Eurotiomycetes, Eurotiales, Aspergillaceae. The record is from RefSeq and is a predicted model, not a curated record. Bases 1 to 1062 code for a protein of 353 amino acids.